Messenger RNA from Pantherophis guttatus, 1219 nucleotides. Lineage: Eukaryota; Metazoa; Chordata; Lepidosauria; Squamata; Colubridae. The record is from RefSeq and is a predicted model, not a curated record.
UUUUUUUCUUGUCUCAGAUUGAAAUGGAGAACAAUCUCAGUCUCCCUCACUGUUGAGGAUCUUCACUUCUUAUUCGUAAGAAUGUUGGGCAUGUCCACCACAUAGGAUAGUACCUGAUCUGAUAGCAUUUCUGUAAAUGCACUAGUAUGUUUUAUGUGUUCCAAACACAACAGUAAUUCAUGAAAACCGCAUUUAGAAAUGUGUUUAAAAAGUGACUCAUUGAAGAUGCCGUAUUUUCCGAUCUUAUAGGAGAACAUGAAUUUGACCAACUGUACGAGAGCGGUAGAGUUUAUCCUGGUCGGAUUGCCAAGAGUAGGACGAAUGGAAGGUGUGAUGCAUGCAGGCAUCUUUCUGCUCUACCUCCUGUGUCUGAUGGGCAAUGGACUCAUCAUUGUGAUGGUAAUUUUGGACCGCCAUCUCCAGAAGCCCAUGUAUUUCUUCCUUAGCAACCUUUCUUGCAUUGACAUUGGACACACCACCGCUUUUAUUCCUAAACUGCUAGUCAACUAUCUCUCUGCAAACAAUUCCAUCUGUUUCUAUUGCUGCAUAAUACAACUGUUCUUUUACUUCUUCUUUGGCAUUACAGAAUUUUUCAUCAUCACGUUGAUAUCCUUGGACAGAUUCUUAGCCAUUUGCUAUCCUUUGAGAUAUGCCACAAUCAUGACUUCUGGGGUUUGCUUGAAGGUAUCCGUGGCAGCCUGGCUGGUGGGUUUUUUCUACAUGAUUUGUCAGAUCAUCCUGAUCGCUAAGCUACCCUACUGCAGCUCCAAUGUUAUCAAUCAUUUCUUUUGCGACGGUGGGCCUGUUUUAAAGAUUGCAGGAGGAGAUUCACAUCUCAUUGAAGCCCUGGGCUUCCUUAUUACUAUAGUCGUAGUGAUGUCCUCUCUGCUUUUCACCCUCAUUUCUUACCUCUUCAUCAUCUUCACCAUUCUCCGAAUGUCUUCAUCAACCAGACAGCAGAGGGCCUUUUCGACGUGUGCUUCCCAUUUGGUGGUGGUCUGCAUUUUGUAUGGCUCAGUCUUUUUUGUCUAUUUAAGACCUACUAUGAAGAAUUCUUCCUUCGGUGUAAUCCGGUCCGUUUCUGUGGUCCAUACUACGGUCGCUCCAGUGCUCAAUCCUUUUGUUUAUACUAUUAGGAACAAUGAAGUGAAAGAAGCAAUUUGGAAAGCCUUAAGAAAAAAAGCCUCCAGUUUUCCCUAAAAUCUAAACCUAGACCUGU